Penicillium olsonii is the source of this 579-nucleotide messenger RNA. The record is from the annotation of a GenBank genome assembly. Lineage: Eukaryota; Fungi; Ascomycota; Eurotiomycetes; Eurotiales; Aspergillaceae.
AUGAAAGGGGAAGACGAGGCGAUGAGCCAACUCGCCUCUAUGAUCUGCGGUGACGAAGGAAAGCCGACUCCCUCAAGAAAACCUGCGACGCCACACAAGCAUGAUCCGGUCCAUGCUAUCCUUGCUGGUGCCGGCGUCGAAUAUACUCAUCUCAAUAAUGAGGUGGUUGGGUCCUCGCGUGUCGAAGAAAACCUCAGUCGUCGCGCCGAGCUUGCCCCCGAGGAUACGACAGGUGAUCAGCAAGUAUUCGUGUCUACGCAACAAGGGCCAUUUGAUGAAGUGGACGAGGAGGAGCCCUUGGGGUUCCAAUACCACCCACCAGAGGGUGUUAUGCGACGUCAAUUCUGCAGUAUGGCGCAGCACUUUGGAUACGCCAAUGCUACGGAGUUUGCUCUUGUCGUUGAGAGUAUGACGCAGGCGCAGCGCCGGUCGUGUCUCGACCGAUGGUAUCAAGAGAGGAGAGCUGAGUUGUCAAAGACUGCCAAGGGCGACGCCAAGGAAGAAAUUAAACAUGAGAUCAAAGAUGAGUUCAAGGAAGAAGUUAAGGAAGGGGUGAAAGAGGAGAGUCCAGCCCUUUGA